UUAUUAUUAGGUCACUCCUACACAACAUAAGCAACAACAAACAAUCCUCUUUCUUGUGCUCAUAAACAUAGAAUGGGUUAUACCGCAGUUAAAGUUUUUGUCGUGUUUGGGCUUUUGGCCACCGCAUGCUUAGCGCAAGCCCCUGGACCUGCACCCACCCAACCACCAUCAGCAACCCCAUCACCACCCACGUCAGCACCUGCUCCAUCACCCACCGCCAACGCGCCUCCUCCUGCGGCUGUACCUACACCAGCACCAGCCACACCCACACCAACACCAACACCAACACCAACGCCACCUCCUUCAACUCCUCCACCAACUCCUUCUUCUCCCGCACAGGCCCCCGGCCCAAACACCUCAUCCCCUCCCGCACCAAGCCCAUCAGGCCCAACACCAGGCCCAGCUCCAGAGCAACCAGCUUCUGAGCCUCCCUCCGCAGCAUUCUCCAUAAGCAAGGCUUACAUUGCUGCCACCGCUCUUGUGGGAACCUUCCUUGCCGUGACUUUGGCUUAAUUACAACUUUUAAUUAUGAUUAAGAGAAAAUAUUUUAUUUAUUUCGGCUUUGGUAGCUGUUGAGUUUCUCUGCUUCAUUAUGUUUUUUCGUUUGUGUUUUCUUUCUUCAUUGCUACAUGAUUCGGUGAUUCUUCUCAUUCCUGUAUCUAGAUCAAUGUAAAAACGCUUCAUUCUUUUGCUCUCAUAA
This is a messenger RNA of Vigna unguiculata (cowpea), 700 nucleotides long. RefSeq lists its product as uncharacterized. The record is from RefSeq and is a predicted model, not a curated record. Lineage: Eukaryota; Viridiplantae; Streptophyta; Magnoliopsida; Fabales; Fabaceae.